Messenger RNA from Contarinia nasturtii (swede midge), 1382 nucleotides. RefSeq lists its product as uncharacterized. NCBI's taxonomy places the organism in Eukaryota, Metazoa, Arthropoda, Insecta, Diptera, Cecidomyiidae. The record is from RefSeq and is a predicted model, not a curated record. The coding region runs from base 95 to 1144 and encodes 349 amino acids. The transcript has 6 exons.
UUGGUUCUUCGUCGUAAAUUUGUUCAAUUUUCAUCAAAAAAUAAUUUUAUUGAAAUCCGAUUGAAAUCAAAGUCUUCAUCAAAUUGAUUGAAAAAUGUCGCAAAUAAACAACGAUGAUUGUCUGUGUCAAAAGGAUUCAACCCAUAAGAAUGUGUUGCCACUUUUACGAAGUUAUGUCCAUUUGCUAAGGCUAUGUGCUUCCGAACCAAUGCUGUACGAAAAAGAUGAUGAUGAACACGAUUUAUCGGCAAAAAAGAACGAUAUUUGGAUUGGCAUUCUCAACGAUUGGAGCACAUACCAAUCAUUCUUUAAGCGCAAGUGUAAAGAUGAAUGUGAAUUGACUGGUUUGAUGCGAAAAUUCCGCAAAUACAUUGAAGUUAUUGCUGGCAAACAAAAACUGGAUAAGUCUGUGAAAAAUGAUGUCAACACGGUAAAUCGUUCGGAAGCUACCACGCUAAACCAUGUUUUUGAUGUGAUGGUACCAUUUAUUGAACUACUCACAAUUCAUCCAGUUUUGUACGAUCCAAUGCACCCAGACUACAAUAACGACCAGGAAACAUUGUCCGUCUGGAAUUAUAUCGGUCAGCUUCAGGGAAAAUUCGACGAUAGGGACUUCGAAUUCGACUUCGAUACCAAUGCUCGAAUCGCUGAAAAUUUGCUGCGGCGUCUUGCCAAGCCGAUCAUCUAUGUCAAAAAAGAAGCACUGAUGCCACCAGCUAAAAAACCAAAGACAGGAACUGACAUAGUAGAAAAACCGACAGAAACAAAGCAAUCCGUGAACUCAACACCGACGAAACAAGCCAACCAUCCAAAGGUCAUAACAAACACAGUACCAAAGUCGGCACCAAAGCAACCCGUCAGCUCAACACCAAUGAUACAAGUCAAUCAACCAAAGGCACUAGCAAAUCCAGUGCAAAAGUUAGCAAUCAACACAGAAACAAAUCAAACCGUCAAUCCAGCACCGGGCCAGCCAACCAAUCUUGUGAUCAAUAUAAGUGGCAAUGGUACCUUCUACUUUUCAACGAACAAUGGGGAAGGUAAAUCCGUCUUGUCCGAUCAAAAUGGGACGGUCAAUGGAGUGAACAUCAGCUCAUUUUUCAGCGUUCAAACAGGAGACGAUCUUCUAUCACCCAUUUCCAAAUGAAAUUAUUUGACACAAAAAAAUCAAUUUUUUUUAACAAUUUUCUUUGGUUUUCAUAUAACUUUUAUUUAAAAAAAAUCACAUUUUGGUUCAAAAUGGAACGAUUGAAUGGAAUUUCAAUUAAAUUUAACUUUUAAUAUUGGUUAAACUAACUUCUGGUUUUAUAUAACUUGAUAUUUUAUUUUGUAUACAAUUAUUUUAUUUUUCUUGUAACGAUAUUUUGAAAGAAUUCAGUAUAUUC